Motacilla alba alba is the source of this 2843-nucleotide messenger RNA. RefSeq names its product glypican-5-like. The coding region runs from base 97 to 1911 and encodes 604 amino acids. Gene Ontology annotation, biological process: positive regulation of canonical Wnt signaling pathway; cell migration; regulation of protein localization to membrane. The transcript has 9 exons. Gene Ontology annotation, cellular component: cell surface; extracellular region; plasma membrane. NCBI's taxonomy places the organism in Eukaryota, Metazoa, Chordata, Aves, Passeriformes, Motacillidae. The record is from RefSeq and is a predicted model, not a curated record.
GGCGGCGGGCGGGGGCAGCGCUGCCGCCGCCGGGACCGGCUGAGGGCCCGCGCCCCGCAGCGCUCGGGCCGCCCGCGGCCGUGGCCGGGGUGCGAGAUGGCCGCCGGCGGGAGCCGCGCCGUCCUGGGGCUGUGGCUGCUGGCGGCGGGGCUGUGCGGCGCGGCGGCGGCGGGCAGGUCCCCCAGCUGCCACGAAGUGCGGACGGCGUUCCAGCUGCGGCAGAUCGGGCCCCUCAAGCUGGUCCCCGACGUGCCCACGGCCGAGUCAGAUUUACAGAUCUGUCAACACAGGGCACCAACAUGUUGCACGAAAAAGAUGGAAGAAAGCUACCAGGCAGCUGUUCGAAGGGAGAGGACUCAGAGCAUCCAGGCCCUGAACUUUGAGCUGAAGUACAUGAUUGUUGGUCACAUCACAGCUUUUCAAGAGGCCUUUGAGUCUUUGCUUCGCUUUGCUGAAAACCGCACAAGUUCCCUGUUUGAGACAGCUUACAGACCCAUGGCAAAAGAAGCAGCGGAGCCCGUUAAGGAGCUGUUUACAGACAUCUCUCUCUACAUUCUGGGCGCAGAGACCACGGUGGAAAGUGCAGUUCUGCGGUUCUUUGACAGUCUCUUUCCUCUGGUGUACAGCCGGCUAAUAAACCCAGGAAUUACAGAUCUGUCAGAGGACUACACGGAGUGUCUGCGGCUUACAAGGCAAGACAUAAAUCCUUUUGGACACUAUUCUAAAAACUUGGUUACAGAGCUGUCAAAAUCUCUUUGGGCCAGCAGGAUGCUGAGCCAGGCCCUGAGCCUGGGCAUUGAGGUGAUAAACAGCACGGAGCACGCCGCUCUGAGCAGGGAGUGCAGCAGGGCCCUGGUGAAGAUGCAGUACUGCCCGCACUGCCAGGGCCUGACGCUCAUCAGGCCCUGCGUGGGAUAUUGCCUCAAUGUCAUGAGGGGCUGCCUGGCCAGCGUGGCGGAGCUGGAUGCUCAGUGGAGGGAGUUCAUCUCCACGCUGGAAUAUCUGACUAAUGAAAUGGCUGCCUCGCACGAGCUGGAAACGGCCCUGGCGGGGAUCUGGAGCUCCAUCAACGAGGCCAUCCUGCACGCACAGCUGAACGGACCACAGCUCUCUGCCACAGUCGAUAAAGUGUGUGGACAGCCCAAACAGCAAGAAGGGAACCUGUCAUCAGCCAGUAUUGUGCCAGUGAAGGAGGUGACUGGAACCCAGACAUUUGUGAUGGCUCACACCAGCCUGAACAAUAGAAGAAGUUCUCUGCCUCUGAAAGCUUCAAAGAAUGACAAAUCAAGAAGUUUGAAAAAAAUCUCUCGAGAGUUCAUCAGUUACAUGAAGAGGUCCCGAACCUUUUAUGCCUCCUUAGCAGAGAGGCUUUGUGAUGGAGACCUGGUGAUGAGAGACAGCUCAACCUGCUGGAAUGGAGAGGAUGUUGUGGAAAGUUAUACCAGCAGAGUUGUUUCCAAUGGACUGAAGGCACAAAUUAAUAAUCCAGAACUUAAAGUCAGAGGAUUGGACCCACUCAUCAACAAUUUAAUUGAUAAACUUCAGCACUUUAAUCAACUGGAUGCUGAGAAGGCAAAGUUGAAGCUGGAGAGAUGGGGUCCCCGGGAUGCUGGCAGUGGGGCUGGAAGGAGUGAGGAGAUGGAGUCAAGUGGAGACUGUGAUGAUGAGGAUGGCUGCCAAGGAUCCGGGGACAGGAUGCACACAGCAGAUAUACUCAAGGACAAGAAAACCCAUCCAGAAAACAGAAAUGAACCAAAACCAACCGUGAAAAAGAUUGACACCACAACCACCACAAGCACUGUCAAGUCAUCCUCCAAACACAGUGUAACUGGCAACGGGAGCAGCCCAGCCCUGAGUCCCUCCCUUGCUAUCCUGGCAGCACUAGCAGUUCUGUGGCACUGUCCCCUGUAGCUGCAUUGCCCUGCAGCUGCUGUGCUAGUGCUCCAGUUCACUGUCAUUGAUACCUGCAGCCUUACCCGACUGGAAACAAAUGGAAAUGGCUCUCUAGUUGAUGUGAUUUGUUAGGAUAAAUAAGAAGUGAAAUGCUGGAGUUGGCAGAUACCAAGUGUCAUCACGUUCAAUGUCUGAAGAUAGCUUUUGGCAAAGCCCACCCAAGGUACAGCGAGGAUGAUCACAAGGGUCUGCGUAGCUUAAGUUAUGGGGUAGAAAUAACUGAAAACCCAGAAAUUGUGUAUGUGUGUGUUACUGGUUUUAUCAAUUUCGUUUGCUAGAAUCUGACUGACUGUUGUUUAUUUGUUUAAUUUUUCUGGUAAGUUAUAUGAAUGGUCAGUCUUCAAAUUCAAGGCAAUCCAUACUUUGUUUUUUUAAGCGAGCAGCUAACAAGCUGUGCUACAGUUCAUAAAAUGGUAGAAUGUUACGGGGUUGGGAUGGACCUUAAGGAUUAUCGAGUCCCAGCCCCCCUGCCGUGGGCAGGGACACCUCCCACCAGCCCAGGUACCAGCUUGCUGCCCUGUAGGGGGAAGUGCCCUCUACCAGCUUGAUGAAACUCCUGAGUGGUCAAGAAGAUCAAAGCAUGUUUGAAACUUCUUUUCACUCUUAUUGUUUAGAUUGUAGGAAGCAACAUAAAAACAUAUGGUGUGUCUAAUAUAUCAGUAUAGUUGCCUUAACUGUGGAAAAAAAUAGAACCACUUUGUUUACUGAGAGACACAGAUAGUGAGUUUCCCUGUCCCACAAAAUGUCAUUACCAGAUGCUUAAGCAUAUGCUCAAGGCUUAUUGGAUGAAUGUCCAGCAAAGGGAAACAUAAAUAAACAUAAUAAUGUUUUAUCCACCUAAAUGCAGCUCUGUACAGAAAAAAAAAAGAAAAAAAAAGAAAAAAAAAAGA